UGGUCAUUCCCUCUCCAUGUGAAUAGGAGGAGCCUUUAGUUUUAGAGGACACGACUUCAAGUCCAGGUGCUGAGGAGAGGGAAAGAGCGAGAGGGGUGGGGUGGUUUAUGCAGGUAAACACUAGUAAUCUCGACCACAGAGAGGCAAGUGCGGAGUUUAGCCCACACCCAGCACGCUUGCGGACACCGUACCGAUCCACAUGUGUUGAUGUAUCUUCCGUUUCAGCAACCCGCGAGUGGGAAGCAGCCAAUGCCAAUGCGCUCUCGACUGUGGACCGUGCUCGCAGGUCAGAGGAUGCGUAAAAAUGCUUUGUAACUGGAAUAGCAGGUGCUGGAAGAAGGGCGUCCGACUGUCAACACGUCUAAACUGUGCGCAUAGCGCCGAGCGCUGAUGUUCAAACCAUGGAGAAACAAGCUCUUGCAACGGCUCUGAGCUUGUCCAUGAGCGUUGUCUCUUUACUCUUGCUGGUCACCGCUAUCUUCACCGACCAUUGGUACGAGACAGACACCAGAAGGCAUAAGGAGAACUGCGACGAGUAUGGGUCGGAUUCUAACGACCAGAAAAACAGGGAGAUGCCAAUAUACCACUUGCCUCUUGUGGACAGCGGUAACUCCAAACGGAACGUGGCGCUUAUGAAGCCGAUUCACGUCGGGAGUAGAGAGGAGGAAUUGCUUGAGAACUGGAGGGCGAUACUGGGGAUGGGGAUUCUUGAGACGGAAUGUGGGCGUCCGUUGUUCUCCACAUAUUCUGGACUGUGGAGAAAAUGCUACUUUCAAGGCAUGGACCGAGAUAUCGAUAAACUCAUAUCAAAGGGUAUUGCGGACCGAUGCACAACUGUCAAGUACCAUUUCUCUCAGCCCAUUCGGCUUCGAAACAUCCCGCUCAACCUGACGAGAACCAUUCAGCAAGAUGAAUGGCAUCUCUUACAUCUGCGGCGAAUCACGGCGGGGUUCCUGGGGAUGGCGGCUGCCGUUUUGCUGUGUGGCAGCAUUGUGGCCACAGUGGGCUUCUUUUGGGAGGAGAGCCUCACCCAGCACGUCUCCGGCCUGCUCUUCCUCAUGGCAGGGAUCUUCUGCACCAUCUCCUUGUGCACCUACGCCGCCAGCGUCUCCUAUGACCUCUCCCGGAACCCACCCUUCAUCUACGGACUGCCCGGCGACGUGGACCAUGGCUACGGCUGGUCCAUCUUCAGCGCCUGGGUCAGCCUGGGACUGACCGUGGCAUCAGGCUGCCUCAGCACCACCUACCCCUUCCUCAGCCAAUCCAAGGCCCUGCACUCCAAAACCGCACGGGAGUCCUCAGUAUGAGCGGUAUGAGCAGUGUGAGAGAAUUGAGUGCCCCCUGUA
Molecule: messenger RNA, 1346 nt
Organism: Oncorhynchus nerka (sockeye salmon)
Lineage: Eukaryota; Metazoa; Chordata; Actinopteri; Salmoniformes; Salmonidae
Product: transmembrane protein 178A-like
Exons: 4
Coding region: 402-1307 (301 amino acids)
Biological process (GO): regulation of cytosolic calcium ion concentration; negative regulation of osteoclast differentiation
Cellular component (GO): endoplasmic reticulum membrane
Source: RefSeq, a predicted model, not a curated record